Molecule: messenger RNA, 3603 nt
Organism: Syngnathoides biaculeatus (alligator pipefish)
Lineage: Eukaryota; Metazoa; Chordata; Actinopteri; Syngnathiformes; Syngnathidae
Gene: exoc3l4
Product: exocyst complex component 3-like 4
Exons: 14
Coding region: 202-2577 (791 amino acids)
Biological process (GO): exocytosis; exocyst localization
Cellular component (GO): exocyst
Molecular function (GO): SNARE binding
Source: RefSeq, a predicted model, not a curated record
GAAAAAGUUAUCAAAUAUCUCCAAAGGACAAAAAUGGACGGAUGUCAAAGUAACUUUGCAGUGAUUUUUACACGGUAGACGUGUACGUAAUAACGAACCGGAAGCACAAAGGUGAUCUUUGUCACGCUCGGUGUGUUUUUUUCCCGUUGUCAUUUUUUUCCCCCCUUUCCGUUUUCUUUGCAACCGUUUGGCCGAUACGAAAUGAAAGCGGCUGAAGACGAAAAGCAGCAAAGUGACUUUGACUUGAGCAGUUGGACCAGAGCCGAGCGGCCGAGCAGCUCACUGUUGGCGUUCUGCCCACAUGCCCCAAGCAACGGUAGCAACCACCACGGCGCCGCCGCCGCCGCCAAAAAGACUUCGGGCGUCCUGGAGACUUUCCGGAAUAGCAUCCGACUGGUGGCUGAGAAAAGUCCCCUGACGCCCGGGUCCAGAGGCUCCAAGAACCAGUCGCCGUCGACGCGGUCCAAAGCGCCGCAUUCUCCUGAAGCCAACAAGGCUCGAGUGGACUCGCUCCAGAAAAAAAGGGCGUCCGUUCGGCGCGGCCUGAGAUUCAGCUCCAAAAAGGACAAAGCGCAGGACGCCGUCGUCGCCGUCCGGGAUGACGGAGAGGACGUGGAGGAAGACGACCGGCGGGAGGAGACGGCGGAAACGUACACGCCGCCGGGACUGCCGCUCGUGCCUCUGUCGGUGAUGGAGAUCAACAAGCUGAUCCAGAUGGAGGUCCUGGAGGAGGCGCACCUCCACCUUCUGGCUCUGCGGGCGGAGUUCCAGCGGGAGCGUCUGCGCCUCGCCCAGGCGGACUCGCCCGUGGAGCUGGCCAUGAAGGAGAAGGACCUGAGUCUCCUCUACGCCGACCUGCGCCUGAAGGUGGUCUCCGUCGUGCGCACCUCCGUCUCUUUGCCCGCCAGGAACGAGGGCCUCCUGGUCCACGUGGCCCGCAUCGUCCGGGAGGAGGACAAGCGGGCCGGGGAACCCGGCGGUCUCCGGGGGAGCUGGAUGGACGCGUGGAGGGAGGCGGUGGACUGGGGCGCCCGGGACAGGGUGGAGGGCGUCCACCUGGAGCCGAGCGACCGCAGUGACUCCUCGUGGCUGGCGGUCCACCUGGGCCUCCUGGGCAAGACCUUGUCGGAGGACCUGGAGAAGGUGAAGAAGGUGCUGCGCCGGUCCUACCCGCCCAGCUUCCGGGUCUUCGCCGUCUACGUCCGCAGCUACCACGCCGCCGUCGGGGGGCACCUGCGUGCGCUGGAGGGCCGCGCCACGCGGCUCAGGGACCUCUUUGCCCUGCUGGACUGGAUCGUACACCGCUACCGGGGCGAGAGGAUCAUGGGAAGUCCCGCCCUGGAGCCCGACAUGAGCGAGGCCGACGCCGACCUGCGCCUGGACGACGACUUCCUGCGGAGGCUCCGGGCCAAGUUCUGCCAUACCGUCGAGGAGGACCUCAGAGCAUGUCUGGACCGCCUCCUGGCGCUGGAGAACGAGGAGAUGUGGAGCGUGGAGAAGCGGCCCGAAACGGACGACGACGGCCUCUUGGCGUCCGACUUGCACGUGGACAUCUGCACGAAAGUGGGAGGAAACGCGACCAACGCUGCGCACGUCGACGGCGAGCUGCAACGAGACGUGAUCGCGUCGUGCCUGAGGGCGCUGAAGGAUUUCCCCGAGAGGUUCGACGCCGAGUUCCGACGCCGCUGCUCGUCCGGGCGAGCCGACGAUCCGCUGUGGAGCGAGUACCGCGUCGCCUACAUCAACUCCUUCAGUGCCUUACGCGCCCACACGGAGGAGUCGUACCGGCGCCACAGCCCCGACGCGGCGGCGGCGCUGGACCAGGCGGCGUCUCGGCUGAUCCGCGGGCUCCGCGACGGCCUGCGGGAGCGAUUCCUGGACGACGUCAAGCCGUACCUGCGGCGGAUGAUGACGAGAAAGUGGCUGACGAACGACGACGACUUCAACGGCCUCGUCGCACGCGCCGAACUGCUGGCGCUGCACUGCGAGGCCACGCGACCGCCGCACGGCCGGGAGGUGGCGAGCCGGGCGCACUGCCAAGUGAUGAAGGAGUACGUGGGCCAGCUGAUGAAGAACAAGUACUCGUGCAAGAACCGCAAGCACCCGAAGGCGGCCGCCAAGAUCCGAGCGCAGUGCUCCCAGCUCGCCGACGUCUUCCGGCGCAUGGUAGCGGCUGGAAACACAACACGCGCGCAAUGUGAACGACAAAGAGAGCAAAUGGACAAAAAUGGUUCACGGGAGGACUGGCUGGACCCGGUCGGAGACCGCCUGAGCGACAUCGUGGGCCAGAAGAACAAAAACCGCAUCAAGGAGCACCUCCAGCCGCUGCUGGAACAAUACCCCGACUUCAGCGCCCGGCACCUGGCGGCCUUGCUGGCGUUCCGCGGCCCGACGCGAGGCGGCGAGCGCCGCCGCAUCCUGCGCACGCUCGAGCGGCUGAGGAAGGCGGCGGCGGCGAGCGACGACCGAGACGGCCGCCAAAGGUCGUUGUUCGGCGGCACGGAGGCCGCCGCCCCCGGCGGCUGCCUGUCCGACGUCUCCGUCUUCUGCGCGAGCUUCGUCUUCCCCGGCGAGUAGUCGAGGUCGCGCAGGGAAGGAGAACGUCGUGGGAGGACGUCUGGUGCCUUUCAUUUCUGAUCACCCGCAAACUUUAAUUUCAAUUCAACUUGAUUUUGUCCAACAUCUAUUGAAAAAGAGCUCACCUGAAUUCUUAUCUCAAUUCUGGAAAUGGCGUUAUUUCGUUUUCCUGAUCAAUAUAGCUCCGACGUAUGCGCGUGUUAUGUUUUUCUUCAUCCUGGAUGGAUUUUCUUUGCCGCUUAUCCUCACGCUGGAGCCCAUCCCAGCUGUGGAGGCGGGCUACGCCCUGAACUGGUCGCCGGCCAGUCGCAGGGCGCAGUCUCAUUUGCAAUCGCACCUUGGGGCAAUUGAGAGCGUUUUUGGGAUGUGGGAGGAAGGCGGAGUGCCCGGCCUCUUUCGACUUUUCGCAGCGGGCUCGCUCCAAAGUUUGAGUUGGCCCGACAAAACCUCAAAACGCUAAAGGUUAGCGACGCGGAGCCCACAAGGUUAUGUCAUGAUGAAGAAAUAUCAUGAUAAGGUUGAACCCAAACAAGUCGGUUGUGUUGCUCCGACGCGCUCCUUCCUCCCCACUUUCUGAUUGGACAGUCGAUGAUGAUGAUGAUGAUGAUGCAAGCACCGAUGACGUCACCGGCAAUUGUGAUGCGCCAGCUCACCUUGACGAGACUUUUCCCUUGUCACCGUUUCAGUUCUUUGGGUCUUCAGUCUGGACGUGGACAUUUUUUUUUUUUUUUUUUUUGGGUGGUGACGUCCAACGCGAUCUCAACCCCAGAACCGAAAAAAGCGAGCGGAAAUGGUUCGUCCCGGAGGCCGCCAUCUCUAAACUGGGAAAAACUUCACCUAACUUGAACGUUGACUUGUGCCAUUUGGCGUUGGUCCUUUACGCCCCUCCCACCCCUGACCCCGAUUUUGUCUUGAUCAAUCAAACGGGUCAGUGGGGGCCCCCAAUUUUCCAGGAGUCAUCAGGGGUCCAAAACGGUCCUUGAGAGGUCCUUUUUCAUGCUUCUGGUCAGGAGAGGCCGCACCGUG